Molecule: messenger RNA, 1137 nt
Organism: Sitophilus oryzae (rice weevil)
Lineage: Eukaryota; Metazoa; Arthropoda; Insecta; Coleoptera; Curculionidae
Exons: 6
Coding region: 52-1089 (345 amino acids)
Source: RefSeq, a predicted model, not a curated record
CUUGAUAGAAAGAAUUUAUUUUGUCACUUCAGAUUUCAACUAAGAAUAAAAAUGAGACGAGGUGUAAAAGUAAAUUAUCCACAAAAGAAACCAAAACUCAAACUAGAAGAUCUUGGUGAUGUUAAGGAACCAGAACGGCAUUCCAUGUAUCAAGUGCUUAUGGAUAAUUUAAAAAUAGCUAAAAGGAACACUUACCUACAUCGUAUUAUUUACAUUGGAGAACAUAAAUUCCCCUGCUUCGAUGAUGCCUCAGCUGUAUUUCAACAAAUAAUAAAUAAAUGCAACGAGACUUAUUGUAUCGAAAAAUUAAGUGGAUUUUUCUUGUACUAUUCCCAGUAUUUUGUGCAUAUGGUUGAGGGCGACGAAGAUAACUUGAACAAACAUUUAAAAUAUUUGUUAGACGUCGCUGCAGAACACGCCCCGUAUCUAGGAAAUAUGAAGCUUUUAAUUCACAUAUCUCAUAUAAAUCAGAGAUUUAUUGAUGGUUGGAUGUCUUAUACCAGUAAACCAGCAAAACUGCUUGAGAAAUUAGACAUCGAGGCCGAUUUACAAUAUAGCGCCAGAUUUAUAUAUAACUUUAUUAAGAAAAUUUAUUUCUUAUGUAGUAAUUAUGCUGAUGAUCAAACAAAAAUCGAUGAGCGAGAGAAGUCUAUGCAGUCAGUGUCAGCAAGUAGUAAUAUUACGAAUGACUCGCCAUCACUAAUAUAUCACGAAGCUUCCAUUCAAAUGUCAAUGAGCCAACUAACUGGAAGGUCCACCCAGAAAGAAUACAUAAUGUAUUUGCCAGAAUACGAAUUAUUAGAUUUUGCAAUUAAGACGUCUUUCACUAUGCCGCUUAGAGAAUAUAGUAGUAUGUAUGGGGUAGUACCAAUGAGAGACAUUUAUAAAGAUAGGGUAUGGCCAGUUCCUCACGACUUUAUACCCUACGACAUCUUUGAACAACCGUACACCUGUAUGACCGAGUUGCCAAAAGAAAAUCGUAUUCCUUCAGCAUUCUAUAGUCCUUCUUGUUUAGGGCUAAUCGAAAAGAAAGAAGCAAGCCAAACCAGACAAAGCAUAACAAUAAUUGACAACCUAAGUGUUAAGUAAAAUGUUUUCUAAAUUAAAUUUAUUGUACUCAAAAUUUUGCAAUUUUAU